AUGGACCAACCUGAAAAAGUGGAGGAUAUGUUAGAAACUCCAGCAGAGGAAAAUUUGGAAGUAAAAAAUGCUGUAGAUGACAUGUUGGAGAAAAUAGAGGAAACAAGUGAAAAAAUUGAAGAUACAGAAGAAGGAAAUGAAAAAACAGAUGAAGGAAGUGAAAAAAUAGAUGAAGGGAGUGAAAGAAUAGAUGAAAAUGGUGAAAAAAUUGAUGAAGAAAGUGAAAAAAUGGGCGAAGGUGACGAGAAAAUAGAUUAUCAUGAUCAAGUUUUGGAAUAUUUAAUGAAUCAAGAACAAUAUGUUCCUGAGGAGGAUCACUAUCCAGAGCUUGAACCUAAAGAAGUUGUUGAAAAAACUGCUAAAGAUGUUUUAUCACAACUUUUAACAGACGUAGAUAAUAUAACAUCAUUCAAAGAGGCGUAUGCUGAAAAAAAACAACUAAAUAAUCAGUUUGAAUUGUUCGAUUUGACUAAAAUAAUACCAAAUUUUCAUAUUGACGAUAAAGUAAUGGAGAUGAUGGCUUUUAGAGAAACUCUUUUAAUCAGUAAAGUCGAUAGUAAAGGUCAAGCAGAACCCGUGGGUGGCUUUUGUCUUGAUGUGCAAGCGGCAAAUGGAGAGCAGUGGGAUAAAUCAAGAAAAUCACCAGAUUUCACAACGGCACUUUUGAAUGCUUGUAAUGACAUCAAAAAGAGGUAUAAGGAAGAUGUAGAAAACGAAGCAAAAAAAGACCUGGAGGAAUAUUCCAAGUUCUUAGAAGAAGAAAUGAAAAAAUAUCACAAAAAAUUCCUUAUACAUCUAUCCACACAAUUUAAUGUGGAUGGUAAAAACGCAGGAUCUAGAUUGACAGCUUGGGCAGAUAAAAAUCUACAUACACUUGAAGAAAAGAGAACAGAAUACAUAAUGACGACCAGAAACGAAGAACAGAUUCUGGAUCAGAAACAACUUUACAUAUACAUUGGAAAGAAGCAUUUUGAUGUCAGAGUCGUUCCAUCCAAGGACUUAUGUAAAAAAUAUUGCUACAGUUUUCGAAGGGCACAGAAUUUUAUUGGAGAAGCAGUGAAUUUCAUUUUGUUGAGAUAUUUGGCUAUUACCAAAUUCAUAGGUGAAUUUGAACUUUCUGCCAUACAUAUCGAUGGAGGCUUAUGCAGAAAUAUAUAUCAAUGUGAAGGACCAAUGGGAGGAUUUAUAAACAACGAAAAAAUUGAUGUGUACAAAGUUUAUAGAACAAUUGUUGAAGAAUGCGGUAUUGUUCAAAGAUCUUGUACCCUGCUCUCUCUGGAUGGAAGGAUUAUGAAGCACGAUUGGGAGAAAUGCGACUAUGUACUUCAGAUUAACCCCAUUCUUUCGCCACAAGAAAAAACUGCAACGAUGGUCCUCCAUUUUGACGAAAUAUGGAAGUACGACCUCCAAUUGUUCUCAAAGUACCUAGAUAAAAAGUUGGCAGCUUCCUCUCACAUGAAAUCUUAUCUCUACGACCACAAGGAAAUUGGAAGCCUCAUAAAUGAUUAUGUACAGAAUAUUCUGCAGAUUAAACCUGAGAAUAUAAUCCAAUUCACUAAACACUACUUUUUGAGCUAUGCACCUUAUCUACUACCAAGAGCGGAAUAUUUUGAACAGGACGUUAAUAAAUGUUUCUACAAUGAAGAAAAUUCCAAUAAUGACAAUAUGAAUAUUUGAUAUUGUACUUGCGAAUAUAUUGAAAUAAGAUCAUUGUA
Messenger RNA from Harmonia axyridis, 1715 nucleotides. RefSeq names its product ciliogenesis-associated TTC17-interacting protein. NCBI's taxonomy places the organism in Eukaryota, Metazoa, Arthropoda, Insecta, Coleoptera, Coccinellidae. The record is from RefSeq and is a predicted model, not a curated record. The transcript is spliced from 7 exons. The coding region runs from base 1 to 1677 and encodes 558 amino acids.